AUGGAACUACCAGAUAACCCUCCCAAGGUCGACAUCAGGACGCAAAUCUACGAGACACUACGGAACACAGCAGAAUUAUUGGACGAUUGGGAUGCCAUCAACGCCAACGAGGCCGCGAGCGGCGUUGUCUUGGGCCUCUCAAAGGCCCUUCAGCAGAGGCACCACCAUGCUGUAGAAGGCUUCUUUGCCAGACACUCAUCUCACUGGAAGGACACGCUUGCCCUGACAGCCCAUCUCAGAUCGUUCAAGAGCAAAGGGGUCAUUGCGUCGGCGUUGCUGGAACUCCACAUUCUGCGCAAAGCCCAGAGCUUCCAGCUCGAACAGGCGCAGGUGAUGGAGGCUACUGACGAGCUUAAAUGGCUCGACUGUGAAUUCAGCUUCAGGACUACUUCCCCCAAGGCUUUCUGCCGAGGAAAGAUGAUGCUCAUUCCCGAUAGUCGUGGAACGGGCCAACCCGACUGGAAGAUUUGGUCAAUGAGCACAUACCUGGCCGAGUAUGAAGACUUCCCCGAGGACGAGGAUCUGCUCAGGCUGCCUUCGGCUCCUAUAGCGGACGACAAAACCAUCUCGACAAGUGUGCUGAUUGUCGGCGGGGGCAAUGCAGGCUUGAUACUGGCCGCUCGUCUGAAGGCUUUAGACAUCGACUAUGUCGUGGUCGAUCGCAACUCGAAAGUAGGGGACAACUGGGCGUCGAGAUACGACUGUAUGCGCUUCCAUGUCUACAAGUCAUUUUGCGAGACACCGUAUAUACCAUACCCACAGACAACCAACGAAGGCCUCACGCGAGAUCAACUAGCCGACCAGAUCGUGGCCUUUGCCAAGGAGUUCGACCUAAACCGUCGCGUUCUCCAUCGCACGAGCAUCGCGGCAACAGAGUACGACCAAACGAGCAAGACCUGGCGCGUCGAGCUAGCAACGGACAACAUUCGACGGACCUUGUCCUGCAAAUGCAUGGUCCUCGCGACGGGCGGUGCCGGCUUCGCAGGUCCCGCCCCCCUGCCAGACCUCCCGGGCCAAGAGUCUUUCAAAGGCCCCAACAUACACUCGGCACAGUAUCGCAACGCCAGCGAUCUAGUUUCGUCGGGGGCCAAGUCCGUGGCCAUCAUCGGAUCCGGCAACACGGCAUUCGACGUCUUGGUUGACUGCCACGAUGCCGGUCUCAAGACAACCAUGGUGCAACGAUCAGACACCUACGUCGUUCCCAUGACAUACUUUGCUCACCCAAUGGGCUUUGGAGUCUACGACAUCCUACCGGCGGAAGACGCCGACGUGAUUGUCAACGGAGGACCGUUGGCUGUAGGCGGCGCCAUCCUAGGCCUGGCUCACACGAUGCAAGCCGCACAAGAACCGGACCGAUACAACGAGGCUAGAAAGGCCGGGCUUCGCGUGCAAGACUCCCUGACGGGCGACCUGCUCAUCAACCUCAUCGACCGUUGCGGCGGGCACUUUGUUGACAUGGGAACAGGCAUGGAUCUCAUCACGACCAAGAAAGUCGGCGUCCGGUCCGGGGUCGUGCCCACCUCCUACACAGCCAACGGUCUUGUCCUAUCUGACGGCACUCGGCUGGAAGCAGACGCCAUUGUCUGGUGCAUCGGGUUCGGCAACAUUGAUGGCCGGAAGAACCUCCCCGACACGCUCGGAGCCGGAGCCGAAGAUAUUGCCCGCAGGCUCGAGCCCACAUGGGGCGCGGACGCUCAAGGCGAGAUUCGUGGGCUCUGGAAGCGGCACCCCGACGUUGACAACCUCUGGAUCUUUGCCGGUGGGACUGCACAGCAUCGAUGGUUCUCAAAGGUGAUUGCCUUGCAGGUCAAGGGAGUCCUCGAGGGAAUCCUGCCCGACGCCUACAGACAUACACCAGAGCCACAAGUUGCAGAGGAAUGGAGGCGCGGAGAAACGUGGGCUCCAAAUUUGUAG
This is a messenger RNA of Colletotrichum orchidophilum, 1914 nucleotides long. RefSeq lists its product as uncharacterized. The record is from RefSeq and is a predicted model, not a curated record. Bases 1 to 1914 code for a protein of 637 amino acids. The transcript is spliced from 6 exons. Gene Ontology annotation, molecular function: flavin adenine dinucleotide binding; monooxygenase activity. Lineage: Eukaryota; Fungi; Ascomycota; Sordariomycetes; Glomerellales; Glomerellaceae.